AGCGACACAGGAUGCAAACUGGAUACAUUCUGUUGUUUUGUAUCAUCCCCAUUUUCUCGGAGGGAUGCUGCGUGGGAACCCGUCCAGAGAAAAGACCGGGUACGGUGCUUUGAAUGUGGGCUUGAAAGUAAAGUAUUGGAAUUGUUCAGGGGGUCAUGGACCUGUUUAUGUCUGACUGUACAAUGGAAGAGAAACAGAAACGCGACUCUCUCCAGGUCUUCAGCCAGAUGUUGCACACCAGCACUACAGAGCUGUGGAGGGGGAGAUGUUCGUGAUGCCGUGCCACGGGUCUGUGAGCCGGCACACGGUCGUCGUGUGUUCCCGGACCGAAGGAGGAGCUGAAGGCACAUCCUUUGUCUGUGGGAGCGAGUUCCCAGCAGAAGCAAGACAUUCUGGAAAGUACUUGUGCAGUGGCAGUGAGUUGUUCUUCCACCUACAGGUGGUGAAGAGGUCAGAGAUCAGACUGGGAUGCUUCCAGCCCGAGGAGAACAGUCUCGAGCUGCGUGUUGAUGCAGGGGGGGAGGUCCCCUGCCCAGGUCUCAAGUGUAGUAACAACACACAUGUCACCUGGUACAAGGGUAACAAAGCUGUGUCCGAGCAGAAGAGAUCCUCCUGUCAGACGAGUGGGUCCUUAAAGCUCUGCCAAGUCAGUGAAUACGACACUGGCCUCUAUUUCUGUGAUCAACAAAUAAAUGAGCGAGGAGUGAUCUGGACCUUCAGGAGGGCUGUUCACGUCACAGUCGUACCUGACAAAGCAAGUUCCCCUCCCAGGUUUAUAAAACCUUAUGGCAACACAACAGAGAUAGUGGAGCUUGGUGGACCUCACAAUCUGACGUGUGAGGUAUAUUUUCCUUUUGAGGGCAACUUUUCGAGGGAGGUGCUGUGGUACAUGAAUCAUGGUAGCAACAUGAAGAAUAUGACUCUAUUACCAAUGGAGAAGCAACAACAGGAGAGAUUGACAUUUACCGAGUACAAGGUCAUACGAAGUGCCAUCAUCGCACGGGUGACUCCCCAACACUUGAACCACAGAUAUAUCUGUAUCGCCAGGAAUAUUAUUGGAAACAGAACUGGCACCGUUGAGCUCAAGAAUCAGAUUAAAGUGAAAUGGCCGUCGCUGGUUGGGUAUCCCAUUGCCUCUUUGCUGUUGGUAGCUGGACUAGGAAUCGUUUUACAUGUGAAAUGGCUGGAAGUACAACUUAUCUACAGAUCCCACUUCCGACAUGGAAAGCAUCAUGGAGAAGAGAAACAGUUUGAUGUGUUUCUGUCGUACGUGUGGAGCCCGCCGUCCGCUGGGGUUGAGGGAGUUUCGAGCCUUUCCUCCUCGAGAGGACCUCACACUGAUGAGGAAGCAUGUUUAUCCCGCAUGGACCUGCUGAACACUGCGGAAGGGGGGUCCACCCAGAGGCCGCUAGAAGUGAUGCUGCCCCAAGUGUUAGAGGACCGGUGGGGGUAUCGCCUCUGUCUGCUGGAGAGGGAUGUGGUUCCUGGAGGAGCAUAUACAAAUGAUGUGGUCCUUGCAAUACAGAGAAGCCGAAUGCUUAUCUGUCUGCUGUCAGCGGACUACCUCUCCAACAGCAACGCUGUGUUUGUGCUGGAGUCGGGAGUCCAGGCUUUGCUGCAAAACUCUGCCAUCAAACUCCUGCUAAUAUGGACCAGUAGAGCCUCGGCAUCCCUCAUCCAGCCGGACUCCCCGCUGCCCAUGCAGGUCCAAAGGGCCUUGAAGGUACUACCCAGUCUGGACUGGACGUCAGGCAAACCUGCCAGAGCCACAAGCAAAUUCUGGAGGUCUUUGAGGAAGGCCAUGCCUGAUCAGAGUGAUGAGUUUCACUCUUGAAGAACCAGAAACAUUUGAUCCUGACAUGAUGCACAGCGUUUCAACAAUGCAGCCCGUUACUGCAUUCUGCACACACUGAAACUGUUUGCCGGCCAGUCCAAAACGUGAAUGAGCAAAUGUGUCAAGGAAAUUUCCACAAUGGUAAAAAUGACAAAUCGUGAAGUAUCAUUUCCAAAUAAAGGGAGAAAAAGUGAGUCACCCUUAGUGCCAUGCUCAGAGCACUAAGUGGUAUGUAGUCUGAUUGUGUAUCUGUAACAAAAAUACAUUUAAUUUUCAACUAUAUCAAAUGUCCAAAUAAUUAAUAUAAUGAAGGAUGUCUAAUAUAUUGAUAAACAAAAUACCCCCCCCCCCCCCCCCCCAAAAAAAAACCCCAGAUGGAUGCUAUUAACAAUUAACCUUAAAUAUGUCAAAU
Molecule: messenger RNA, 2246 nt
Organism: Pseudoliparis swirei
Lineage: Eukaryota; Metazoa; Chordata; Actinopteri; Perciformes; Liparidae
Product: interleukin-18 receptor accessory protein-like
Exons: 11
Coding region: 266-1834 (522 amino acids)
Biological process (GO): interleukin-18-mediated signaling pathway
Molecular function (GO): interleukin-18 receptor activity
Source: RefSeq, a predicted model, not a curated record